Messenger RNA from Pseudogymnoascus verrucosus, 408 nucleotides. RefSeq lists its product as uncharacterized. Bases 1 to 408 code for a protein of 135 amino acids. The transcript has 2 exons. The record is from RefSeq and is a predicted model, not a curated record. Lineage: Eukaryota; Fungi; Ascomycota; Leotiomycetes; Thelebolales; Thelebolaceae.
AUGACCCUCUUCGACGUAAGCGUCAUGCACCUCUUCAUCGACAGAUACUCCAUCCAGGGGUCUCCAGUCGUGCGUAUCAUUAGCCCACACGCUGUAGACAUGGCCGAAUGCCUGAUAUCAAGGCGCCUCGGUCCAGGGCGUGAACAGCCUCAAAAUCCUCUAGGCGCCUACCGACCAGAGUGGCAAAGAGUCCUAGGGGACGAUCGAGGCAAAAGCCUCGACUGCCGGCAUUACAGCGAAAGGGCCAUCGUCGAACAGCGCAUCAAAGACUCCUGCGAGGAGAUGGCGGACAAGAUCGAGGAGCACGUUGCCGUCCUAGACUCCAACCUCGCAGCGCAGCGAAGAUAUCAUCGCCUGUUCAAGCACCUCCGCCAGCUGGCUUCGGAUGAAGACGACGCUCGGGAGUAA